AUGUAAUUCUUGUACUUUUCCUUGUUCAACUUGUCAAAAUACUGCUAAUACUUGUAAAAGUUGUCAAUUACCUUUAAUAUUAAGUUAAACAAUAGAAAAUAAAUGUGAAUGUUUAGAAGGUUUUAUAUAAAUUGAUUCAUCUUGCUUAUAAUGUAGUGCUCCUUGUAAAACUUGUGAAUUAUCAGUUUCAACUUGUUUAAGUUGUAUUGAUGAUGAUAACUUAGAAUUAGUGCCUUCAACUAAUACUUGUAUUUGUAAGACAGGAUGGAUAUUUAAUUCAAAUAGUGUUAACUGUUUAAAGUGUAAAUUACCUUGUUUAACUUGCAUAGAUUCAGUAAACAAAUGUAUUACCUGUAAUGAUGUUAUCCAUCAAUCAGGUGAUACAUGUGCUUGUGAAUCUGGUUGGAUAAUAGAUUCAAAUUAUAAUUGCAUUUAAUGUGAAAUACCAUGUAAAACUUGUCAAGUAUCUACAAAUUAAUGUGUAACAUGUGAAGAUCCUAAUCAUAUUUUGAAUGACUCUUUUAAUUGUAUAUGUAAACCUGGAUAUUAUUCUAAUACAUUAUCAACAUGUCUUUAGUGUCAAUUACCUUGUUAUGAAUGUAAUAGUAAUGGUUGCAUUAAUUGCAUGGAUAUAAAUUAAAUAGUAGAUUCUAAUUUAAAUUGCUAAUGUAAAGAUAAUUACUAUAUGGAUGGACUAAGUUGUUCUUAAUGUUAAUUACCAUGUAAAACAUGCAUUUAAUCACCAGAUUAAUGUUUAACAUGUAUUGAUCCAAAUUAAUAAAUAAUCAAUUAUUAAUGUGAAUGCAAAUCAGAUUUUAUUAAAUAAGAACAUUACUGUUGCCAUUAAAAUUGUUUAAAUUGUUUAGGUAUUGAUCAUUGUGAUAAAUGUCAUAAAGGAUUUUAUUUAAAUGGAAAUAGCACUUGUUAAAAAUGCAUUUAAAAUUGUGAAUAUUGUAAUAAUGAAAUAAAUUGUGAUAUAUGUUAAGAAGGUUACUUUGUUGAUUCUAAUCAAGAUAAUUAAUGUUUUUAAUGUAAUAAUAAUUGUAAAACUUGUAAUGAGUCAUCAAAUCUUUGUUAAAGUUGUAGAUCUAAUUAUGAAAUUAAUACCAUAAAUCAUUCUUGUUAAUGUUAAAAUGGAUAUUAUGAAAUAAAUUCUUAAUGUUAACCUUGUAUUUAUCCUUGUAAAAUUUGUUUAAAUUAAGAAUAAUGUAAAGAAUGUACUUUUAUACUUAAUUUAGUAUUAAAUGAAUAAAAUAAAUGCUAAUGUAAAUAAGGAUAUUAUUUUUAUGAUGAAUAUUGUUUACCUUGUGAUUCUACAUGCUUGACUUGUAUUGAUAAUCCUUAAAAUUGUUUAACUUGUGAUUCUACAUUAUUUAGAAUCUUAAAAGAUAAUUCAUGUUUAUGUAUUGAUAAUUAUUUCGAAGAUGAUAAAGUUUGUCUUCCUUGUAAUUCUGAAUAAGGUAAAUCUAUUUAAAAUUGUAAAUAUCAAGAUUCAACUGAAAUUACUUGGACAUAUGGAAAAUAAUGUGAUGAUGGUAAUGAAAUAAAUAGAGAUGGAUGUUCAAAUACUAAUAUUGAUUAAUACUAUUCUUGUCUUAAUUUUAUUCUAUAAAAAUCUAUUUGCUUUUAAUGUCCAUCACAUUGUAUUUAAUGUGAAUUAAAUCAAAUUAACAAUAAAUCAUUUUGUAUUAAAUGCCAAUCUGGUUAUUUUUUAGAUAAAAAUUAAUGUGUUUAAUGUUCAAGAUAUUGUUUAGAAUGUAAAAAUAAACCAUCUAAUUGUAUAAAUUGUAGAUUUAAAAAAAAUACAAAUAAUAAUAAAUGUUUUGAUUGUGAAAUUUCAAAGGGUUAUUAUAUAGAUGAAUAAAAUCAAAAUUGUUAUUCAAAAUGCGGAGAUGGAAUAAAAACUGAAGAUGAGGAAUGUGAUGAUGGUAAUAAUUUAAUAGGUGAUGGAUGUAAUUCAAUAUGCAAAUUAGAAAAUUAUUAUAUUUUUUAGAAUGGAAUUAGUAUUAUUCCUGUAUAUCCAAUUCCACAAUUAUAAAGUGCAGGCAAUUCUUAAAUUUAUUCAACUUAUAGAAAAUUUAAAUUAUCAUAUAAUGUAGAAUUAUUAAUUAAUGAUGACUUUUAAUUAAAGGAUUAUAUAUCCUUAUAAAUCUCGAAAGAAUAAACUGUUAAAUCCAUAGAUUAGGAAUUUGAAUUAAUUUAAUAGAUUUAAUAAUUAGAUGAACCAGGUAAGGUAAUAUUAACUCUUAUGAUUAAUAUAUCAUUUACUAGAAGUUCAAGAGAUGAAAUCCUUAUUAUAAAAUUUCAUAAUAUUACUCAAAUUUAAUCCUUUCUUGGUUACCAUCAAUAGAAUGUUGAUAUUCAAUGUAAUAUACCACAACUAAUUUUUAUCGAAGAAACAACAAUACUAUAAGUUGAGAUUACAACACGAAGUAAUUCAUAUCUAUUAUAUUUUCUGGGUGCAAUGUGUUUAAUUUCUUUGUUUCUUGGAGGGAUUGAUGUAUUUUAUAACUUAUUAGAUAAUCUUUAAAUGUUAUCUUACUUUAAGUAUUUAAAUAUAUAGUAUCCAUAUAAUAUGAAUGUUUAUUUUGAACUCUUUGGAUUUGCAUAAGUUAAUUUCAUAAAUAUAUUACUUGAAGACUUGGAUGUUUUAGAUCCAAUCAUUGAUUAAAAUUAAUUGAAAAAAAUUCCAAAGAAUAUAUCAACUGAUUAUCAAACUCCUCUAUUAUUAAUCAAUGUGUCAACCAUUAUAAUUAUUUGGAUAUCUCUUGGGGGACUAUAUUGCAUCUCGAAGAUAAUACCUAAAAUAUUUUAUUCUAUUAAAUUCAAAUUUUAUUCAGAUUUUGAAGAAAAUCCAAUGAUCAUUAAAAUCAGUAUAUAUUAUCUUGCAAUCAAAUAUGUUGUCAUUCAUUUUUGUUACAUAGUAACUUCAGAAUUCUUUUAUAGUGGUCUAUUAAGAUUACAUAUGACAACUGCUUAUGAAUACAUAUUAAGUAUUAUGCUAUAACUAUAAUCUUUGGAAUUAUACUCUUAAAACGGAUUCAUCUCUUUAAAUUCAUAUUUUGCUCUUAUUGCUGCUGUAUUAUAUUUGUUAAGCAUUUAUUUUAUAAUCUAAUUAUCAGAAAUGAAAGAAUACUCAAUUAAAUGUUGUUCUGUUAAAUAAAAAUAUGGGUCUGUUUUUGAAGGACUAAAUAAAAAAUCAAUUUCAAAAUAUUAUAAUUCAAUUCUAUUAAUAAAGAAAUUAGUAUUUAUGAUUAUAUUAGUAUUUACUUAUGAUUUUCCUAUUUUCCAAGUAUGCAGUAUCACAUUGCUAUCAGUUUUAAUGGGUCUUUUCAUAAUCAUAUUUAAGCCAUUAGAAGAUAGAUAUGAAUAUAUUAAACAAUUAUCCUGUGAAAUUAGCAUAAUCUUCACUCUCUUUUUCUUAAUCAUAUUAGCCUUCAACAAUGAACUUAAAUUCUUUACCUAUGAAACUCAGUAAGGCACAGGAUGGGUUUGUGUGUUUUUUAUGACAACUUUACUAUGUAUUCAAUUAAUUAUUGAUACAAUUCAGUAAUGGAAGUUCUUAUAUAAGAAAUUCAGAUUCAUAAGAAAAGUAGUUAAAGCCAUUUUAUAAAUCUUAAAUCCUAAUUAAUAAAUAUAAGCCUAAGAUUAAGUUUAAAAAUAAGUAAAAGAUUAAGAUUAAGUUUAAAAUCAAGUGAAAAAUUAAGAUUAAGUUUAAAAGUAAGUUGAAAAAUAAGUUUAAAAUUAAUUUUAAGUCUAAAAUCAAACAUAAAUCUAAGUUUAAGUUUAACCUUAAUAUUUAAAAUGA
Molecule: messenger RNA, 3808 nt
Organism: Paramecium primaurelia
Lineage: Eukaryota; Ciliophora; Oligohymenophorea; Peniculida; Parameciidae
Source: the annotation of a GenBank genome assembly